GUGAGAUAUAAUGGCUCUACAGAGACACCUACUCCCACUUUUCAUUCUGUGGGUCUUUUCUUCCUGCUUUUAUAGAAGUUUGCAAGAGGACCCAUUCUCUAGUUUCAUUGAUGAAACCUCUGGUUACGAUCACCGCGCCUAUCCUACAUACUUUGGCAUCAUCAAUGACCAAGAAGGAGAGUUGGAGCAUAGGUUUGCGAGAUUUAACGAGUAUGACCCUGAAAAUCUUAGUUACGAGAUUUUGGCUAAAGUGGGUAGUCCGUCAACUUCAGCUCAAGUGUUUAACGUCGAUGAUUAUGGGGCCAAGGCUGAUGGAGGAGAUGACUCAGAGGCAUUCAAGAAGGCUUGGAAGGCAGCUUGUUCUUCAUCAUCAGCAUCUACUCUUGUAGUGCCCCAAGACAAAAGUUAUCUUCUAAAGCCUGUCACCUUCUGGGGUCCUUGCAAAUCAGAUGUUACAGUAACGAUUUCUGGUACAAUUGAAGCUUCUGCCAAUCAAUUGGACUACAAAAACGACCGAAGGCACUGGCUUAUUUUUGAGAAUAUUAAAAAUUUACUGGUUGAAGGUGGUGGAACCAUUAAUGGAAAUGGGAAGACAUGGUGGCAGUCUUCCUGCAAAAUCAACAAAACUCUUCCUUGCAAGAAAGCACCAACGGCUGUAACCUUCUAUAAUUGCAAUAACUUGGGGUUGAAAAAUAUGAGGAUCAAAGAUGCACAGCAGAUACAUGUUUCCUUUGAGAAAUGUUCCAACGUCCAAGCUUCCAAUCUCAUGAUAACUGCACCAGAGAAAAGUCCUAACACAGAUGGAAUUCAUAUCACAAACACCCAAAACAUCCAAAUAAAGAGCUCUGUCAUUGGAACAGGCGAUGAUUGUAUGUCAAUUGAAAGUGGGUCUAGAACUGUUGAAGCCACGGACAUAACCUGUGGACCAGGACAUGGAAUCAGCAUUGGAAGCUUGGGAGAUGACAAUUCAGAAGCUCAUGUUUCGGAUGUAGUAGUAAAUAGAGCCAAACUCUCUGGAACCACAAAUGGAGUAAGAAUCAAGACUUGGCAGGGAGGAUCCGGAAGUGCAAGCAACAUAAAGUUCCAAAACGUUGCCAUGAACAACGUCUUCAAUCCAAUAAUCAUAGAUCAGAACUACUGCGAUAGAGCUGAGCCAUGUAAAGAACAGAAAUCAGCGGUGCAAGUAAGAGAUGUGGUGUACAAGAACAUCAAAGGAACAAGUGCUUCAUCGAUUGCUAUAAACUUUAACUGUAGCAAGACCUACCCAUGUAGUGCGAUUCUCCUGCAAGACAUUAGUCUAGUGAGAGAAGGGGGAACAGCUAAAGCUCUAUGCAACAACGUUAAAUUGACUAAAGUAGGGACGGUGUCCCCUUCUUGCUCUUGACAACUGAAGAAGAUAAGUUAUGUACUGGCCUCUGGGUGAUAUAUAUUAGUGCAGUGUGACCAUAUAUGUAUACAUUAAUUAUUGAUGAAAAUUAGAUGAUAGCUAGUGAUGGGGUUCUUUGCUU
This is a messenger RNA of Nelumbo nucifera (sacred lotus), 1508 nucleotides long. NCBI's taxonomy places the organism in Eukaryota, Viridiplantae, Streptophyta, Magnoliopsida, Proteales, Nelumbonaceae. The record is from RefSeq and is a predicted model, not a curated record.